Messenger RNA from Ooceraea biroi (clonal raider ant), 574 nucleotides. RefSeq names its product ester hydrolase C11orf54 homolog. Gene Ontology annotation, cellular component: nucleus. Gene Ontology annotation, molecular function: zinc ion binding; hydrolase activity, acting on ester bonds. Lineage: Eukaryota; Metazoa; Arthropoda; Insecta; Hymenoptera; Formicidae. The record is from RefSeq and is a predicted model, not a curated record.
ACCACUCCAUGAUCAAUCUUACAUGUUUACGCUGUCGCUGUUUGCUUUGUUUUGAAGAAAAUUCCCCGUCCUUGCUAGCUUCAACCCGGAAUAGUAGUAUUUGCGCUCAAAGAAAGGCAGACCUAGUGCAGAUAUCGUGGAGAAUAUGGCAGCUGUACCGGAGACAGAUCACUACCAAAUUCGGACAAUCGAUCUGCAUGUACCUGACCCCACCACAAUUACCAAUGUUCUGACACACGCAUUGAGCAUGAAUUUCAGUGAAGUGGCGGUCGAGUGCAUAGACUGUCCUGAUCUGCGACAGUAUCGCCUCGUCGCACCAGGUCUAUGCGGCAACCCUGCGAUCCUCGAAAUCGGCAGCUUGUCGUACUUAUUCCCACAGCCACGGUUGGACAAAAAAUACUACUUUAAAAACAUUUUACGUCAACUGAAUCUCACGAGCCAAGAUAAUUUCAUUAUCGGCGCGGGCAAUCAUUCAUAUCCACCCAAUUAUGAUCACAGCGAAGUACGCAUUCCUCUUUCAUCUUUUCAUCUUUCAAUCGUGACAAAACAUAUUUCAUAAAAUACGUAACGAAAU